CCAUCCCCAACCUAUUGUCCAUUAUUUCUAUAUUUUUUUACAUAAUUUUUAUUAUUAUUUUAUAAAAAAUCAGUAAGUUAGUGUUUCUGCUGAACGUUUGGAACUAUUAUUCUAUGUACAACUUUUAACCUUUUUUAGUUGCAGUAUUAUAUAUAUAUAUAUACCCUAAAAAUAUUGUGAUAUUAUUUUAGGUCUAUAUGGCCCUCCCCUAGAACAGUGCCUCCCAGUUUCAACCCAGGAUCACUGCAUAGUUGAAUUCCCAACAGUACGACUCUGUAGGGCUGUGAUUGUAUCAGCUGCUGGUCACUUCUAUUGCCUGUUUCUCUGGGGCCUGUGAAUCUGCUGAAAGGGAUUGGACAGCAUGACCCACUCACCUAAUCCUGCUUAUCCCUUCCACACAAGCAGCAGAUACAGGCUUUCAAUAGUCACAUCCAGUCUGGUGACAGCACACGUUCUGGACCUGUAGUGCUGCAGGACUGUAGUUUAAAUCAGUUGGGACUGUUGAGUAAAACCUUCAAAACCUCAAAAACAUCAGAAAAGCUUUAACAGCAGGUGUGUUUUGGCGUCAGAGUCGUAAUGUCUGUGUGUGCAGGUGUUCCGCUGCCCAAACCCUGUGUUCUGAAGAGAAUGGAGGAUUCAUCAAAAGAAGAUUACAAGAUCCAUUCCUUCGACAUGGAGACGCAGAAGUUGCUGAAAACAGCACUUAAAGAUCCAGGCUCCGUGGACUUGGAGAAAGUGUCUAGCGUCAUAGUGGAUCAGUCUCUGAAGGAUCAGAUGUUCAGUAAAGAAGCUGGACGCAUCUGCUUCACCAUAGUGCAGGCAGAGUCCAAGCAGAACGGUGGCAGCGUGUUCCGCCGGAACCUCCUGAACCGCCUGCAGCAGGAGUUUAAAGCUCGCGAGGAAACGAGGAAGAGAUCCACUCAGGAGUGGGUGUGCCUUGUCUCCUUUAUCUGCAACAUCUUUGACUACCUCAAGGUAAAUAAUAUGCCCAUGAUGGCGUUGGUGCACCCGGUAUACGACUGCUUGUUCAGACUGGCCCAGCCUGACGCACUCAAAAACGAGGAGGAGGUGGACUGUCUGGUGCUGCAGCUGCACCGUAUCGGAGAGCAGCUGGAGAAGAUGAAUCUGCAGCGGAUGGACGAGCUGUUCUGCCUGCUGCGGGACGGCUUCCUCCUGCAGGACGGCCUCAGCUCUCUCGGGCGGCUCCUCCUGCUGGAGAUCCUGGAGUUCCGCGCUGGGAGCUGGACGCUUAGCGAAACGGCUCAGAAAUACUACUACAGCGAGGUGACUGACUGACUGACUGAUGCUGUGUGUGAACAGGACUCAGGCCAGGUCAGGCAAAGCUAUGAAGACAAUACAGAUAUUUAUGAAGAGACUGAUCACAAUCAACUCAUCGUCUGGUUAAACAUUUCCUCAAAUACAAGGAAAACAUCUUGUAGAUAAUUUUUUGUGGAAAGGGGGUUUGGCUUAGAGGGGAGGUCUCAUACUACUGGCAUAUGGUCCCGAAACAAGACCUAAAAUCUGGCCUGCAAUCUUUUGUGCCAAGCUCAGACCAGACAAAAAUUAUCAACUUUUCAAAUGCGAGUACUGUAGAUGCAUGGAGCAUCAAGUGGAGUGCGAUAAUUCAUAUUCACCAAAGGUGUCAAAAGUAUUCAGAACAAUUUCCCAGGUAGAAGUAGAUACUACAGUUUGAAAAUUAUUCUGUAGAAGUUGAAUCAACUAUUUUUUUUACUUAAGUAAGUAAGUGAGUAAAAGUACUGCUUUCAAAACUAAAAGUAAAAGUAAUGUAAAAGGGGGAAAAUGCCAUGAAGGACAACUAAAGGCAUGCCACAGCAGCCUAUAGUGCACUACCCCCAUGAUAACUGUAAUGUUGUAUUAAAAUGUUAAUGUUGAAAAAUUUGAGAUCAGAUGCAUUUAUGCCCAUUAGUCAAAGACAACCCAAGUAAACACCAAAUGCAGUUUUACAUUAAGGUAAAUUAGGUUUUUAUUAUUAAGGGAGAAAAAAAAUCCAAACUUAUUAGGCCCUACAUGAAAAAGAGAUUGCCCCCUUAAAUUUAAUAACUGGUUGGGCCUCCCUUAACAGCACCAAGUGAAAUCCAGCGUUUACCGUAAUUUGCAAUUAGUCUUACAUCUCUGUGUAAGAGGAAUUUUGGCUCCACUCUUCUUUGUGAAAUUGUUGUAAUUCCACCACAAUGGAGGGUUUUUGAGGAUAAGCUGCCUUUUUAAGGUCAUGUCAAGUAUCUCAAAAAGAUUCAGGUUUCAGUCAAGACUUUGACUAGGGCAAUCCAAAGUCUUCACUUUGUUUUUCUUCAGCCAUUCAGAAGUCGAGUUACUGGUGUGUUUUGGAUCAUUGUCCUGCUGUAGAACCCAAGUUCAUUUGAGGUCACGUAGUGAUGGCGGGACAUUCUCCUUCAGGACUUUUUGGUAGACAGUGGAAUUCUUGGUGUAAUCAUGAGUGUUGGCCUUAAGUGAGGCCUGCAGUUCUUUGGAUGUAGUUGUGAGGUCCUUUUGAGACCUCUUGGAUGAUUCAUUGCUGUGCUCUUGGGGUAAUGUUGGUCAGCCAGCCACUCCUGGGAAGGUUCACCACUGUUCCAUGUUUUCACCGUUUUGUGGAUAAUGGUUGUCAAUGUGGUUCCCUGAAAUAGCUUUAUAACCUUUUUCAGACUGAUAGAUCUCAGUUAUUUCUUUCUUAUUUGUUCCUAAAUUUAUUUGGAUAUUGGCAUGAUGUCAGAGAAACAGUCACUGAUCCUUACAUGUUAUGGUCUCCCAGUAAGGUAGUCAUUGAUCUCGGUGACCAGGUGCAUAUCCACCUCCAUCUUCAUCAGCUUAUUUAGAUUCAUGAUUCAGCGUUCAUGAUUCCACCACUGGGCAAAAACGGCCUGCAUGGCAGAGUGCCAAUACAAAAUGGAAUGAUGAAUUCCACUGUCUACUAAAAAGUCUACCAAACAGAGUGACCAAUUUUAACGUGUUUAUUACUUUUGAAGGUCUCAUGUCGUGAUUGUCAUUAAAUGUUGUGGUGGUGUGUAGUAUGAAGGAAUGCCCUGUUUCAGUUCGGUGGAGGAGUGGGAUGAGAAGACUGACUUGAUUUCAGCACUUACUAGUAAUUAUUUGUGAUAUGCAAAUGUCUCACCUCUGAUUGGCUAACAGCACUGUGAAGCUCCCUCCACGGCUCUGCAGUUGGUGGCUGCAAGUCAAGAUAGGUGGGGUCAUAAAUCCUAAUUUAUGGUUUGAUGUCAGUCCUAGGGCUUUUUGACUCGUUUUUCUGUCUAUUUUUUUUUUUGGCUAAUGCAGGCAAUGGGGGUAGAAGAACAGUUUCAUGUGCAGCAUGUAUAGACCGUUUCAGAGGAAUAUUCAUGAGCGUAGGAAGUGACGUAGCUGUUCCUAGGACACUUCCGUUUAGCGGUAAACAGCGUUCAAAACAGUGGACAUAACUUUUUAAUUUAACAUAAACGCAAACUUCACCUAAUGUGAGAGUCACAAACAUUGAAAAUCAGGUCAAAUUGUUCUUUAAACAAGUAAACUAUGGAGGACCAAAAAUUACAUAAGUAUAAAUAAACACACACAUAAAUGUAUACAUAUAUAAAUAAAUACAUGAAUAAAUAAAUGAAUGUUGAAAUUAAUAAAUAUAUAAAUAAAUGCACAUAUAAAUAAAUAUAUAUAUAUAAAUAAAUAAAUACGUUCACAAAUAAUUGUAUAGGUAAAUAAAUUAAUUAGUAAAUACAGUUCUUAUUUACAUAUUUAUUUAUUCAUUUAUAUGUGCUUUUAUUUAUUUAAUCAUUUAUUUAUUUUAACAUUUAUUUAUAAAUCUAAUUUAUAAAUAAAUGGGGAUAAUCGCAGCCUCCAAAUGAUUGUAAAGAAAAGGCCAUUCAAAAGAGAGUGGCCCACCCUCCUGGAUUAUACUGCCUGGCUAGUGACCCCCACAUCAUUUGAAUUUGAGCCCCCUGGCUACGAGUGUAAAACUUUUAUAAAAUUGUCUGCAAGGUCUUGUGCAUUACAGUGAUUUAACCCAAGAUUAGAGGCAGUUAAUUACUAUGCAACAAAUAAAAGCAUCUAUUAUACCACUUCACCACAAUUCUGACUGGGUUUCCCUAGAACAAAGCACUUCACAUAGAACCCGGCUAAGAAUCCCACCUUUAAAUCCACCCCCCCCCCUCCCCCCCCACGUCAACAAUUAAAGCUAUUUUCUUCAUAGUAAAAUUUAGCAAGUUAAUGAAACAGAAGAAACCUGAGUGCAGUGCUUUUUUCUGUGCUCUAAAUUUCAAUCACAGUUUAUUUUUACACAUGGACAACAUUGUUUAUACCCUUCUGUUAAAGAAAACCCAACACUCACCAAAAUAACUUGAAACUGGCAAAUAAAACUAAUGAAAAUCAUACCUUGCAGAAUCAUUUGAAAAACAAACUAACAAACUGGCCUCAACAAAAAUAAUAUUUUGUUGUAUAAUCUUUUGAGUCGAUCACUGCGAUUAAGUGAUAUCCAUUACUCUCAGUGACACUUUUGCACCUGUCCACACUUGUUUUAACCAUUGUGGAUUUUCCUUGUUUAACAGAAAUGUAUCAAUAUUAGUAUUCAGUUGGAUAUUUGGUGUUAAGUGAAUGGAUCUAGUCACAGUAGUAGCAAUAACAUCAGAUCAGUGCCUUUAAUCAGCUUUCACUAAACAGCUCACAGACUUUAGAUUCAGCCUUUACUUAUUUAUUAAUUAACUGAAUUUUAAUUAUAUUUAGUCAGACUAGCCAAUAGCGAGAUGUCUUACAUACGCAGCCUAAGAGCAAUUGUGAUUUUACAUUUAAUUAUGAAUUAUGUAUAUCUGAUGCUAACUUAUUUCAUAGACUCGUAACUUAGCUAUGCCUUAAUCUAAGUGUGUUAAUAUUCUAAACUGGUCAAAUAUUAGUUUAAAUUGAAUGCUGGACUUGUGAAGGACAGCUGACCUCUAUGAGGUCAGUCAGUGAUAUUUUAAAUAUAUUUUAAAAAGAAGAAUUUUAUAUUUUCAACGAGGAGUGAUAACAAAAUAUUUGUGCCUAUUUCUAUCAUGUUAAAACUAAGCAUUUUAUAUUUUUCAAAUUUUGUACAAAUAAAAGUUGAAAUCUGUCACCACAAGUUUCAGUAUUCACUGUGUUGUUUUGACCUCAUUUUAAGCUGAGAUGUUUCCUUUGUUAUAGCAAGCAGUAUACAGGGAUUGUCUUGGAAACAAAUAAAGAUUUAUGAAAACUGAA
Astyanax mexicanus (Mexican tetra) is the source of this 5211-nucleotide messenger RNA. RefSeq names its product MIF4G domain containing b (gene mif4gdb). NCBI's taxonomy places the organism in Eukaryota, Metazoa, Chordata, Actinopteri, Characiformes, Acestrorhamphidae. The record is from RefSeq and is a predicted model, not a curated record. Gene Ontology annotation, molecular function: protein binding; translation activator activity; RNA binding. Bases 577 to 1296 code for a protein of 239 amino acids. The transcript has 6 exons. Gene Ontology annotation, cellular component: cytosol. Gene Ontology annotation, biological process: regulation of translational initiation.